Molecule: messenger RNA, 975 nt
Organism: Camellia sinensis
Lineage: Eukaryota; Viridiplantae; Streptophyta; Magnoliopsida; Ericales; Theaceae
Source: RefSeq, a predicted model, not a curated record
AUGCAGUACUUUGAUGGGCCUAAAGAAAGAAUUAAGAAACUGUUCAAUGAGGUCCAGCUUUCUGUUUCUUCAUAUGACACAGCUUGGGUAGCGUUGGUCCCUUCUCCAAAUUCUUUUGGGACCCCUUGUUUCCCAGAGUGUAUUGGUUGGUUAUUGGAUAAUCAGCUCAGCGAUGGCUCAUGGGGUCUUCCUCAUCGUCAUCCCUUAUUAAUUAAAGAUGCCCUGUCGUCUACAUUAGCAUCUAUCCUAGCACUUAAGCGAUGGGGUGUUGGUGAAGAACAAAUCAACAAAGGUCUACAUUUUAUUGAGUUGAAUAUCACUUCAGCUACCGAUGAGAAUCAACAUUCUCCAAUAGGGUUUGACAUAAUAUUCCCUGGAAUGCUUGAGUUUGCCAAAGAUUUAAACUUGAACGUCCCUUUUGAAACAAAAGAUUUAGAUGCCAUGCGUCACAUGAGGGAGUUAGAGCUCAGAAGAGGAGGCUACGCAGAGGAAAGGAAAUCUUACCUAGCAUAUAUUUCAGAAGGAAUGGGGAAGUUACAGGACUGGGAAAUGAUCUUGAAAUAUCAGAGGAAGAAUGGCUCACUGUUCAAUUCCCCAUCAACCACAGCAGCUGCUUCUAUGCACCUUCAGGAUGCUGGUUGUCUUAAUUACCUGCGCUUACUCUUGGAGAAGUUUGGGAAUGCUGUUGGUUAUGUUGAAUUCAUCUCUUCAGUUCCGACAGUUUACCCUCUGGAUAUAUAUGCGCGUCUUUGCAUGGUUGACAGUCUCGAAAGUUUGGGAAUUGAGCGGCAUUUUAGGCAGGAAAUCAAAAGUGUAUUGGAUGAAACAUACAGAUGCUGGCUGCAGGGGGAGGAAGAGAUAUUCCUGGACACUGCCACUUGUGCCAUGGCAUUUCGGAUACUGCGUCUUAAUGGGUAUGACGUCUCUUCAGGUACUUUGUUGAUUAGCAUACUAGGGCAUAAUGUCAUUUCAUGA